CCGGAAGUGCCGAAUUCUGUGGUGCGCGCGACGUUAUUUCCCAGCGUUCCUUUCUCCCUUCUUCCUCUUACCCUUCCGGCAGCAAUGUCUAAGAGAGGACGUGGUGGUUCUUCUGGAGCCAAGUUCCGCAUCUCACUGGGUCUCCCUGUGGGAGCGGUGAUCAACUGCGCUGACAACACAGGUGCCAAGAACCUGUACAUCAUCUCCGUCAAAGGCAUCAAGGGCCGUCUGAACAGGCUUCCUGCCGCAGGUGUGGGCGACAUGGUCAUGGCCACCGUGAAGAAAGGCAAGCCAGAGCUCAGGAAGAAGGUGCAUCCGGCGGUGGUGAUACGACAGCGGAAGUCGUACCGGCGAAAAGACGGCGUGUUCCUGUAUUUCGAAGACAACGCAGGGGUCAUAGUGAAUAACAAAGGGGAAAUGAAAGGUUCAGCCAUCACAGGACCCGUAGCCAAGGAGUGUGCAGAUCUGUGGCCCAGGAUUGCUUCAAACGCCGGGAGCAUCGCCUGAGCUCUCGCUCGGCUCGAUCUAUUUUCAAUAAAAUAUUGAAAGUCCA
Molecule: messenger RNA, 553 nt
Organism: Ictalurus furcatus (blue catfish)
Lineage: Eukaryota; Metazoa; Chordata; Actinopteri; Siluriformes; Ictaluridae
Gene: rpl23
Product: ribosomal protein L23
Exons: 5
Coding region: 85-507 (140 amino acids)
Biological process (GO): translation
Cellular component (GO): cytosolic large ribosomal subunit; ribosome
Molecular function (GO): large ribosomal subunit rRNA binding; structural constituent of ribosome
Source: RefSeq, a predicted model, not a curated record